Onychostoma macrolepis is the source of this 1682-nucleotide messenger RNA. It is a transcript of the gene f8a, whose product is annotated as coagulation factor VIII associated. The record is from RefSeq and is a predicted model, not a curated record. Gene Ontology annotation, cellular component: early endosome. The coding region runs from base 76 to 1179 and encodes 367 amino acids. Gene Ontology annotation, molecular function: protein binding. Gene Ontology annotation, biological process: vesicle cytoskeletal trafficking. The transcript has 12 exons. NCBI's taxonomy places the organism in Eukaryota, Metazoa, Chordata, Actinopteri, Cypriniformes, Cyprinidae.
AAAUAAACGAAAGAUCAAAACAACUGAAUAUGUGUCGUUUUUCCCCCAAACUUAUCAAACCUUUCGCCUUCUUGCAUGAAAAGUGGUAUAUUUUCUGCAGCCCGUGAAAGCCCCGCCCUUAGGCUGUGUAAACCAAUCAAAAGACAUCUUCAGUUGCGUGCAACCAAUGGGAACACCCUUUUCCGAGCUUCCUGUCUGUUUACUCCACCUCCUGAAGUGUCAACAAUGGCAGCCGAGGGAGAUUUUUUGACGCGCUACCGGGCGGUGUCAAAUAAACUGAAAAAACGUUUUCUGCGGAAGCCUAAUGUCGCUGAAGCAAGUGAACAGUUUGGUCAGCUGGCCAAGGAGCUCAGACAGCAGGACUGUCCUCAAUAUGCUGCCUUCUGUAAUCUCGCCAUGGCCCGCUGUGAGCAGACCCUGUUCAAUGCUCCAGGAGAAGCCCUGGCACUGACUGAUGCAGCCCGACUCUUUCUGGCCUCGGAGCAGGAAACCCGAGCUCUGAGGGCCCCUGGCUUCGACGAGAAUAUGCAGGCAGCAAUGAACUGCUAUAGUUUUGCUAUUAAGGUCUAUAUUGAGAUGAAUCAGCCUGUUAUGGCGGCCAGUCUCUCACUGGAGCUUGGCAAUGCUCUGAAGGAGAUGAACAGACCCGGGGAGGCGAUAGUUCAUUUCCAGAGAGCCGCAGAACUGCAGAUUCAGACUCCAAUUGAGGCCUUGCUGUCACUGUGGGAAAUGGCCUCCUGCAAAAUACUGACCCGCGAUUUCGAUGGCGCUCUUGCUGUUCUCUCUGAGAUGCAGCACAUGUGUCAGGAAAGAGGACUACAGCUACCAGGGACAAACACCCCUGUCGGUGCAUUUAUGGAUAUCAUAGCAAAGUGUGAAAUCUCCAGGGUGUUACUUCUUAUGCUGCUUGAGCCUCCCCCUCAAAAGCUGUUACCUGAGCACGCUCAAACACUAGAGCGAUACGCCUGGGAAUCCUUCGACUCACAUGGUCAGGUAAACUUCCUUCCAGAAAAUGUGUUCCUCCUUCUGCAGUCGGUUGUGAUGGCCUGUCAGGAAAAGGAUACAGAAUCUCUCAAGGCUCUCCAGACGGAACUAUGGCCUCUCCUUUCGGCAGAACAGAAUCAUCUCCUCCACUUAGUGGUUCAGGAGCGAAUUACACCCUCUGGUCAGGGCAUAUGAUUCAGUGCAAUACACCCCCACAAAACAGUUCUUAUUGGAACAGUCCUAUGCCAGUGCCUGGUGCAUUUUGCAUGAGGACUGUAACACAGUGGUUUUCAAACUUGUUCCUGGGGACCCACAGCUCUGCACAUUUUGCAUGUCUCCCUAAUUUGCACACCUGUUUCAGAUCAUCAGCUCAUUAGGAAAGGGCUCCAUGAACUCAAAUGAGUGUGUCAGAUAAGGGAGACAUGCAAAAUGUGCAGAGCAGUGGGUCCCGAGGAACAGGAUUGAAAACCACUGCUGUAGAAGGUCACUGAACCUAGCAGAGCUGUACAUACAAAUUUCUCUAAUAACAGAAGUUUUCAUGUCCCCUAUACAAACUUGCUUUAGUGAUUUGAAUGUACAUUUUAUUCUUCAUUUUUAUAUAGUGGUAAGAUAUUGUGUUGAAAAGGUAAAUGAUUAUGUUGAAGCUUAUUUAAAGUUGUAAAGUAUUGAUGUUGUAAAUAAUAAAAUAACAAAAGAGA